Molecule: messenger RNA, 2396 nt
Organism: Toxotes jaculatrix (banded archerfish)
Lineage: Eukaryota; Metazoa; Chordata; Actinopteri; Toxotidae
Gene: stx7l
Product: syntaxin 7-like
Exons: 10
Coding region: 57-830 (257 amino acids)
Biological process (GO): vesicle-mediated transport; vesicle fusion; intracellular protein transport
Cellular component (GO): membrane; synaptic vesicle; SNARE complex
Molecular function (GO): SNARE binding; SNAP receptor activity
Source: RefSeq, a predicted model, not a curated record
GUGGCAGAAAAUCAGGAAACAAACCGCCGCUGCGAGUCAACAGAAAGCUCUUCAUCAUGGCCUACCAGGCUGGGAUUCCAGAGGAGCCCAAUGCUUUAGUUCAAAACAUCAGCUCCAACAUCCAGAAGCUCACACUGCUGACCUCUGAGCUUCAGAGGGCAGUGUCUCUGCUGGGGACAGAGCAGGACAGCAGCCAGCUCCGACAGACACUGCAACAGAAACGGCAACAAGGCAACCAGCUGGCCAAGGAGACUGACCGACUGAUCAAGGCUUUCAGUGCACUUCCUGUUGGCCCUGAUCAGCGGCAAAGAAGGAUACAGAAAGAUCGUCUGUUGAAUGACUUCUCCGCUGCCUUAAACAGCUUCCAAAAGACCCAGCGGCAGGCGGCCGACAAAGAGAGAGAGUUUGUGGCCAGAGUCAGAGCCAGCUCCAGGGUGUCGGGAGGCCAGCCCGAGGACGGCUUUGGAGAUGUGUCUCCAUUCCCAAGUGACUCCCAGGUGCAGGCUCAGACCGAAGCCAUCACUGAAGACGACCUGAAGCUGAUUCAGGAGAGAGAGUCGGCCAUCAGGCAGUUGGAGUCUGACAUCACCGAUAUCAAUGACAUCUUCAAAGACCUGGGCAUGAUGGUGCACGAGCAGGGAGACAUGAUAGACAGUAUCGAAGCCAAUGUGGAGAGUGCAGAUGUGAAUGUCCAGAACGCCACCCAGCAGUUAGCGCGUGCUUCAGACUACCAGAGGAGCUCCCGGAAGAAGAUUUGCAUCCUGAUGAUACUGUUGGCUGUAGUUGCUGUUGUAAUAGGACUUAUCAUCUGGGGAUCUGUCGGCAAAUGAGGGCUUCUUCCUCUCCUCUUCAGUCAUCAGCCUGAACAAAGGAUGAAGUACGGUCUUUCCUCCCCUCCACCUCCUCAUUUUCUCGCCCCAACCUUCUCAUGAGACGAGUCGUUCAGACUGUCUUUCUUUGGUUUGAUUAUAUUUUAAAGAUUCUGUGGUCCUCAUUGACAGGAUUGCACAGUCCUUCACUGUGAAACCAAACUAGCGCUGGUAGCUUUAUUGUUAUAAUCGGCUUUAAUUGAUUUAUUUGUCUCUGAUUUUAGCUAUGAUUUUCUUAGACAGGAAAGUGUAAAGAUUUUCAUCCUCAACUGUUUGUCAGAUGAAGGCACAAGUGCAGGUGGAGUAUUUCUGUGUUCACUUGCAGUCAUUGUUGCUGAGUAACUAUUCCUGCUGCCUUGAUAAUGCUGAGAAUAUCUCCAUUGAACUGAAUGUUAAAUAAUAUUUAGUAUAGACAAUGCUUCUUGAUACAAUGAAGCAGCAAGUGCGUGCAGACAGGUAAGAGGGGAUUCACCUUCAGAUCCUUGUCUUCAAACUGUCAUAUUUCUGCAGCUGCUUUCUUUUAUCAGGUUACAUAUGAAAAUUUCACAUGCUAAAAGUUUCUCUGCAUCUUAACAAUGAAUCAAGUGCACUAUUUAAAUUGAUAGACAAAAGCCAGCCUUGUAGCCAUAGUAAAAUGUAGACAAACUACAUCCAGCUUAUUCUAAUGCAGUGCUCCAAGUGACAGUACAGACUUUUUUUUUAAACCUAAUAUCUCCUGUACUUUAAGUUCUCUUUAAUUCAAAUUAAUAGUUAAAUUCUUUUGAAAUAUAUGUUGUUCUAUUCUAAUGCUAAAUGAGGAAGAACUGUACAUACUCACCCUGAAUCUUGUGGUCAAGAUGUUAAAUUGCACUCCACUCUCAGCCAAUCAUCAGCCAGUCUCCUUAUCAAAUAAGAAGGGGAAGAGUUUAUUGUUACUUAAAGUAGGUGGUGUGUUUCCUUUGGCUAGACAAACUGUUUUUAACUGCGUAGCUCAGAGAGAUUACAUGUAUGUCAAGGAUAAUCCUUUUUAUUAAAUCAAAUUACAAAAACCGAAUUACACCACAGAUGACUACACACAAAGAAUGUUGUGAAGCCUGUACAGGAGACGGUGCAGGCAAGGGUCAAGUAAAAGCUGGAGUGGUGGUUUGUGGUUUGUUUUAACCUGCUUUGGUUUGCUUUAUCUAAAACUCCUGCGUACCACACAGGUGUCCAUAAGUGGCUGUAGCUAUGGCAAUCAGUCGUGGUCCUGAAGAGUCUAAUCAGCCACGAUACAUGGAAACAUCUCUGUGUGCGCGUUACCUUGCUCACAGAAAAGUAUUGAGAGCCAAUCCGCACUACUUUUCUGUGACUGACAAAUGACUUAUCACUUGCAUGAAGGAACCACAACCUGCCAAGACAAAUCACAUGAGGUUAAAUACAAAGUAGAGUAAGUAACACUACCUACCACAACUGUUUGACCCACAUGUAAAAUUAUGAUCACAUUUAUGUUUUUAAUAUUGAGAUUUAACUGCCUACUAUGUGCCGAAUAAAUUACCUGAAUGUACUGAA